CGGCAGGCUCUUCUUCUGCACUCAGCUGAAAUAGAGGAGGUUAGAAAAUAAUGUCAGUUGUACAAACACAGCUGGAUCCUUUGACUUUAGUGCUGCCUUUUCUACUGCAAAAGGAAUCUUAUUGUAUCCCACUCAUGUCAGCCUUAGGCAGUGGCCAGCUAUGUAAUAAAUGCAGAUAGAUAAAAUACUAUGUUUGUCUUAAUUUCUUUUUCCACUGUAUUGUCAUGGGUCAGCAUUCUCUUUCUCCUCCCGGGGAUACAAACAGAAUCUGACUGUUAGACUUGACAUGCUUGGGCUGGGGAUUCCCAAUUCAUAUCCUAAGCCUGACCUGGGGAAAACCUUUGUUGGGUUGGCUUUUGUCUCAUUUCAGUAGAAAAGUAAGCCCAGGAAAAUGCAAGCAUUCAUUACCAGUCAAUUAAUGGUCUGUGGUUCUCUGCAUUCCAGUGUGGUUUAUCUAUAGAGAAAAUAAGCACCUUUGUUUCACAUCUAUUGAUGCAUCUGAAUGUUGACUCGUUAGCGUUUUUGAGGGCUGAAUGGCUCUGGUGCUUAGGUUAGGUGAAGCAACUUUCUAGGACCUAAGUGCAGCAGUGAGCUUUCGGCGAUGGUGGCAGGACUGUGGGGUAGUGCUGAGACUUUUUGUUCCCAGGUUGCUAAUUCACAUUCACUUGGUUGCCGAUGUGAGAUGGGAUUUCCAAGUUGGGACCUGGUACAGAAGUGUCUCUGAAAGGAAACUUUAUAACCAGUACCAAAUGGGCCUUUACUGGCAGUUUCAACAGAGAAGCCAAGGAUUUGAUAUUCCAGAGCACCAAACUCCCCUUUCUGAAGUGAAUCCUUUCAUAAGGGUUGAAGCAUAUUUCAGAGGCAUUGCAGAGGGGCUCCCUGCCCACAUUGUAAGAUUCUGCAUAAAAAAUAAAGGAUUUUAAGUUAUGCCUUGGUAGAUGUGAUGCAGCUUCACGUAGGGAUGUCCAGAAAAGGUUAAGCAGGGUAAUUUAGCUGACCUGGGGUGCUGUGUUCAUGUGGCUGUACUGAGAUUGGUAAUGAGUAGCCAUACGAUCUGUUGUGUUGUAUCAUGGAAACACAUCAAUCUCCAGAACCAGGGCAGGACUUCUGAUCAAGCUUAUUAACUUCUAUGAACUAGGGUUUCACAUGGAGAUUUUAUGAAUGUUAGAAAUAGGGAGUUUCUUCAUGUGGAACAUACCUUCCCUUCAGUAAUCUCUCUCUCCUUCUGAGACUUUACUGUGUUUAUGUGAGAGCUUUUGGUGCAAAAACUCGGAUGAGUCUGAACCCAAUCUGAGAGUGUGAAAUAAUCCAGUGUCAUUCCAAGAAAUCUUUGGAGAUGUUGGCAACAGCUUUAAAAUUAGCACUUGGAACAUGUUUUACCACAUCUCUUUUCUAAUUUCAAGAUGUGCAACCAACAAAGAGUGCAUUUGGUUGAGUGUCCUUACUUGUUUGUGCUCUUCCUGUAUUUAUUAAAUAAAUUCCAUUAACUCCAGCAAGAACUGUAUUUUUUUCAUCUAGGCCUGCAGAGCAGCAGAGGUGCUUUGGAGCACCGAACCAUACACGAUGCCAUUUGACUUUCAUAAAAAGACUUUAGAUUGUUAUAAAGCCACUAACCCAUCUAACAGGCAAGAAGACUGGGAAUACAUCAUCGGAUUCUGUGACCAGAUCAACAAAGAACUUGAAGGGCCACAGAUAGCUGUGAGACUUCUGGCUCACAAAAUCCAGUCACCACAGGAAUGGGAGGCAGUCCAAGCCUUGACAGUGCUAGAAGCUUGUAUGAAGAAUUGUGGGAGAAGAUUUCAUAAUGAAGUAGGGAAGUUUCGCUUUUUAAACGAGUUAAUAAAAGUUGUGUCUCCAAAGUACCUGGGGGACCGAGUCUCAGAGAAGGUGAAGACUAAAGUCAUUGAAUUGCUGUAUAGCUGGACAGUGGCAUUGCCAGAAGAAUCCAAAAUCAAGGAUGCCUACUACAUGCUGAAGCGACAAGGGAUCGUUAUGUUUGAUCCUGUGAUUCCUGCAGACAGAACCCUGAUUCCUUCUCCACCGCCUCGUCCCAAAAACCCUGUGUUUGAUGAUGAGGAGAAGUCCAAGCUUCUAGCCAAACUGCUGAAAAGCAAAAACCCAGAUGAUUUACAAGAGGCCAACAAGCUUAUAAAAUCUAUGGUAAAAGAGGAUGAGGCUCGCAUUCAAAAAGUGACAAAACGCAUGCACACGCUGGAGGAAGUAAAUAACAACGUGAAGCUGCUGAAUGAGAUGUUGGUUCAUUACAGCAAAGAGGACUCAUCAGAGGCUGACAGGGAGCUCAUGAAGGAGCUCUAUGAAAGGUGUGAAACUAAAAGACGAACAUUAUUCAAGCUGGCCAGUGAGACAGAGGAUAACGACAGCAGUCUGGGGGAUAUUCUGCAGGCCAGUGACAAUUUAUCCCGUGUGAUAAACUCCUAUAAAAAAAUAAUAGAGGGGCAAGUGAUCAAUGGUGAAGUGGAUCUCCCUGUGGUGCCUGUAGUGGAAGGGAGUAACUCCACAAGUAAUCUCAACACCCUCAUUGACCUUGCUGGAUUGGACGUCACCAGCACCCCUCCACCUCCAAUGCCACCCACCACCCUGACGCCAGCCCCCACAGUAGCCCCAGCCCCAGCUGAAAUCCCCAUUCUCCCGCCUCCUCCCCAGACGUUCACCCAGUUGCGGAGCAGUUCCUCUAGCCAAGUGGAAGCCGCACCCGCUCAGCAGAGCAGCACGGCCAACUCCCUCUCCUUGCUGGAUGAGGAGCUUCUGUGCUUAGGCCUGAAUGACCCAGCCCCUACAGCACUGAAGGAGACAUCAGAAAACAAUCAGUGGAACAUGUUUGAGAAUGACCAGUUGGACCUGGAUUUCUUUAAUCCGAAGAUGGUGACUGUUGCUUGCAACCCUGCAGGGAACCCUCUUCUCCAUCACACAUCACAGACCACAUGUGGAACGUCGGUGACGUUGCCCUCUGCUUUCACGGCCUCUCAGACUGCUCCCAGCAUCCCAGCACCAAACUCAGCACCAUUUGUAUUCUCUGCUGGACCACCUGCCCCUGUGGGGCCUCCUAAAACUAUUCCAGGUGCUCCUGGGUACUUCAGCUCAUCUGUGGGGAGCAAUAUGCCACAUAAGAUGGAUGCAUUGGAACAACUCCUUGAAGAAGCCAAAGGGACUGCUACCCAAGGCAUGGCGACACCCUCGGUGUUCCCUGGGGUUACUUUGCCAACCACUGUCACCUCUGCCCCAUUAAUUGCACCCGCAGGGCUGCCAGCCACUGCCCCUGGAGCCCCUCCAAUUCCGUUCCCGAGCAGCUGCACUGCUGGCUCAGGAAGUCCUCUCUUCCAGCCAGCAUCAUCCCAGCAGCAAGGCAGUCCCAUGAAAGCACCUGAAAUUUCUUUGGCCAAUGUCCAUGUUCCCUUGGAAUCCAUUAAACCCACAGGCAGUGCCCUCCCGGUGACAGCCUACGACAAGAACGGCUUCCGGAUCCUCCUGCACUUUGCCAGGGAGUGCCCGCCGGGCAGGUCGGAUGUGCUGGUCGUGGUGGUCUCGAUGCUGAACACGGCACCACUUCCUGUGAAGAACAUUGUGCUGCAGGCUGCCGUGCCAAAGUCCAUGAAAGUGAAGUUACAACCACCCUCUGGCACAGAGCUGUCUCCAUUCAAUCCCAUCCAGCCACCUGCUGCCAUCACCCAAGUCAUGCUUCUGGCAAACCCUACGAAGGAGAAGGUGAGGCUGAGAUACCGACUGACCUUCACACUGGGAGACCAGCCCAGCACAGAGGUGGGCGAAGUGGAUCAGUUUCCCCCGGUAGAGCAGUGGGGGAAUCUAUGACCUUAGGACACUGACAGAGACUCUGUGACAGGACCAGGAAAGGAUCCCACAGGCCUGGAAUGAAUGUGACGUGGGGAGGGACACACAUGCUAUCCACUGGUGAUGUUCAGCUUUGUUUACAUGUCCUGACCACUCUGCUUGUAGCUUUAGUCCAGAAUGUUUUGCCCCCCAUUGAAGGGGUCCUGGAACAUUUAUGCCAAGCAUGAACUGAGGGGCAGCCAGUAACGGGCAGUGCUGGCUGCUUUUAUCUUGACCUCUGGGUGAAUCUGGUUCUAUCUUCCACUCUAGUAAACUUGAAGUUAUUGUAUUUUGAGGGGAGACCUGUCAGCAGAAGGGGAUUUAGUUGGCUUGUUCCUGUACUGCUGUCCAGAGAUACCUACAGGCUGGUGGGGUAAUGAUGCCACCGUGAGCUUCCUCAGAGCAGAGCCCUUACACGUGCCCUCCCUCGGACUUGUACCUCCUCAGUGCCAGACUGGACCCGCUAAGCAUGUUGAGCAAUAAUGCUGGCUCCGUGAGGGAAUGCUUAUUUUUUACACUGAAAUGGCACUUAGUUCCCUUCCUCCCCCUCCGCUGCUUCAUUCCCAACGGCCAACGUAAGCAGACCCUCGCUCUGUGUUGUGCGACACUGCUGUAUCUUUAGUUGUUAUAUUUAUUUUAAACUGCCAGCUGCCUCCCCGUUGUAUCCAUUUGGGGGUAGCUGGGGCUCAGUUUUGUAUGCAAAUGGUUACACUGGUUAUUUUUCUGCUUUCAUUGCAUUCCACUGUGUGGGGAAAAAGAGGAAAUACGUAGUGAGGAGGCAAGUGGGGCUGGGAGCCGUCAGUAUUUGGUGGAGGACAGCGCCUGGAGGGCAGAAAUGUCUUUACAAUCACGAUCAGGUGCAGUGACUGAAUCCAGGGAUAAGGAGAGAUGGCUCUCGCCUCCCCUCAUGCAGGCAGUAUUAUUAUUGUAGUCGAAUACUGUGUUUUAUUCAGAUGAGUACAAUGACAUACCAGAUGUAAAUAAUAGAGCUAUAGGAUAUCUAAAUAGAAGCGAGCAGACAGUGAAAGGAAGGAAGGCUCCACUGGGCUGUGGUGAUGCAUGUGCUGGGUUUAAUGCCUUGUUUGUUUUAGCUGUUCCCUGUAUUAAGUGGCUAAGUGCAAUUGUCUCCAAGGGGGAAAGUAGUUUUGCUGGACAUCAGUGUUCUGCGCUAACGGGGGGCAGAGGAGCUGACCCCUCUAGCUACAGUCUCACAGUAACUAGGUUUAAAUCACUGGGACUUGAUUCUAGCAGUCCCUUCCUUCUCCCUCUUGAUUGCCCAUCUCAAGCAGUGCCUCAGCUAAGCUUUGAGACAGACUAUUCUAAAUUAACAGGUUUUUUUUAACAUCUGUUGACAAAAGCACAGAUAGGGCGGGUCCUUGGGCAUAAGCUCAGCAUUUCUAGCCAUGCUGGAAACCAGGUCCUGCCAAACCACGAGUGGGAGCUGUCACCUAAUGCACUGAGAUCAGUAUACAGGAAGAGACCCUGGCCUGGUCUGGGAAAAUUAAUGGUGGCUGUAAAACCCAUUACUGCAAACGCAGCUCGGAGUUACUUGUAGUUGAAUUUUUCUUUACUGUGUUGCAAAGUAAAAAUCACUAGAGGUGAAAAACAGCAGAUUCCAAGGCCUGAGGUCCUGAUCACAGGAGGCACCAGGCAGUUGUAGAAGCCCUGAAGGUGGAAUCAAAGCUCAGCUGAGGAACUUGCUAUAAACUCAUGGUCCAAAGCUCAUGAAGUCCCCAGCCUUGUCAGCUUCUGAUGCAGAAGAUAGGCGGGAGGGAUGGGGAUGUUGUUUGGAUCCUUAAAGUGCUUUUAAAUCGAUGGACUGGGAUAGUGGACAAGGAGAGAAUUCUUUCUGCCUCCGACCUGUUCUUGCCAGCACUUUAGACACAGUAGGCAUGCGGGUAGUGCUUAGGUCCCGGCGGUGUGUCCUGAGGAAGGAUUCACUGCUAUAGAUGCCUACAGGUGAAUCUCACUGUGACUUGGGGGAAGGCAGGAGAGCACAUGUGCUUUCUGCAGCAGCUUUGUUCUCAGUGUUACCGGCAGCGCGCUGCCCACGCCUACAGCCAGAUGGAAAGGGGCCGUAGUCUUGCUGGGUGGAAAUGCGUUGUUAAAAGCUUUGGAAACGAAACUAUGAAUGUUCCUUGUCUGUAGGGUGAGGUUCCUGCUUCAUACUGAACAGCCCUGACUGUAUAUAUACAUCUCAAAUGCGUUUGUUCUGCUGCAUGUUAAAUAAAUUGUUUUCCCUACUUUGCUCAGUGGA
This is a messenger RNA of Athene cunicularia (burrowing owl), 6103 nucleotides long. It is a transcript of the gene GGA3, whose product is annotated as golgi associated, gamma adaptin ear containing, ARF binding protein 3. The transcript has 17 exons. Gene Ontology annotation, biological process: intracellular protein transport; vesicle-mediated transport. Gene Ontology annotation, cellular component: trans-Golgi network. Bases 1564 to 3828 code for a protein of 754 amino acids. The record is from RefSeq and is a predicted model, not a curated record. Gene Ontology annotation, molecular function: phosphatidylinositol binding; ubiquitin binding; small GTPase binding. NCBI's taxonomy places the organism in Eukaryota, Metazoa, Chordata, Aves, Strigiformes, Strigidae.